UAUGGAGGCAGCACUUUAUUCCACUUUAUUCCAGGCUACAGUUAAGUGGCAUGAAGCCGUGAGAGAGGGAGGGAGAGGGAGAGAGAGAGAGAGAGAGAGAGAGAGACAUGUGAGCAGACAAAGGUAGAAAUAUCUGCUCUACUAUCAGAAGAAACGCGUCUGCGCUUUGAGGAGGAGGAUGCUCCAGAUCCAACCCACGAGGGUCUCCUCUCUCCUCUCCUGUAUUUUCCUUGUCUCCUGGUCUCGUGUCUGGAAAUCCACGGCUUCGCAUUAAUGAUUCAUCAGAGUCUCCUGCUUCUACGUUUCUAUGGGAGUAACUGCGCUGGUGACCAGUGAAAUCUGCACAGAGAGCAGAGCUGCUGCUGCUGCUGCUGCUGGAGGAGAAAAUUGUCAAGUCAAUUCCUCUUUUUUCCUGAGUGGGGAGGCUGUGAGUUUGUGUUCACCUGCCGUGGACCUGAUCUGUCAGAGUGGAUCAACUGUUGCUGCAGCAGGAGCAGACGUUUCUCUCCACCUGCUGUGUGUUUUCUCCAUGAUGGAUGUUUGAGUCUCUGUGAUUGUUUCACGCAUUAACAUGGAAGAGACACUGAUAGUGUUGUUGGUGCCUCGGAUACACCUUCAUCUGUCCUGAUGAUGAUGAUGAUGAUGAUGCCACAUUGUUGCACUGAGGAGAAUGAGAACAGCCCACACCUCCUUCACACUGGCUCCUCACCUCUCUGUGUGACAACACACCUUUGAUUGUUUCUUUUUUUUUAAUUUUUGUUUUAUUUGGUGUAAAAGGACCAUUUUGGACAUUGGAACUGACUGGCGCGUUCUUUUAUUAUCUGAGUGACCUUGCCUUGUUUCUGGACAUCACUCUUCACCAUGCUGAUGAUGAUGGAGAACAGCAGCAUGGACGCGCAUCAGGUUGAUAUCGAUUCGGAAUUUGAGCCUCACAGUCGGUCGCGCUCGUGCACUUGGCCGCUGCCGUGUCCCGAGGAUUUCCCGGGUGGAGACGACGCGAACCGGGGACUGGCUCUGGCGUCGGUCAAAGUGGAGCAGUACAACGUGCCCGCGUGCCGCGCCGAGAGAAAAGGCGGCGCGCCGGCGGAGAUCAAGCAUCCAGCCGGCGCACCGGCCCCGGUGGUCGCCGCUCCCGCCUGCAUGUCCGGGGCUGCGCUCGACGUGGCCGGUCAGCUGCGCAAAGCCAAGUCCUCGCGGCGGAACGCGUGGGGGAACCUGUCGUACGCAGACCUCAUCACCCGUGCCAUCGAGAGCACGCCCGAGAAGAGGCUCACCCUGUCCCAGAUCUAUGACUGGAUGGUUCGCUUUGUUCCAUAUUUCAAGGAUAAAGGCGACAGCAACAGUUCAGCCGGAUGGAAGAACUCAAUCAGACACAAUCUGUCUCUACACAGUCGCUUCAUACGUGUGCAAAAUGAAGGGACGGGGAAGAGUUCCUGGUGGAUGCUGAACCCGGAAGGUGGGAAAAGUGGAAAAGGACCCAGGCGACGUGCAGCGUCCGUCGACAAUGGCACUCGCUACCUAAAGACCAAGGGCCGCAUCAGCCGCAAGAGAGCAGGAGCUAUGGGCCUUGGACGGGGACAAGGUCAAGGGGGCGGGCCAGCGAUGCAAGGCUCUCCAGAGCAUGGCAGUCCAGCAGGGAAAGGAGGUGUGGUCAUGGGGGGUGAGGAGUACGAUACCUGGACGGAUCUCCAUUCCCGCACCUCCUCCUCUGCCUCCACACUAAGUGGCUGUCUGUCCCCAAUACUGGCUGAGGCAGAAGCUGAUGAACCAGAGGAGGGUGGAUUAUCCUGUUCAGGCUCCCCACGGUUGUAUCCUAGCCCAACCAGCACCCGUUCCCCUGCCCUGGGCACUGGGGGCCACUGCCCCACUGUGGAACUGCCCCAGCUGACUGACCUGACAGGGGCGAUCAGUCUUGAUGAGAGUGGCUACCCUCAGCCACCACAAAUUAAAUGCAAUGGUUAUCCCUAUGUGCCUGGGCCCAAGGCAGAGGGCUCUUACUGUGGGCCUAUUUAUGGACAGUCUUCACUGGGCAUGCUCCGGCACCACACACCCAUGGAGACCAUCCAGGAGAACAAGCCAGUCAGCUUUCAGCGCCCACUGAGAGGCUACUCGGAGAAUAAUGCCCUGCAGAGUCUGCUCACCGGAGGUCCUACAUACUGCAGCAAAGACACAGUGCUCGGUCAAGGACGGGAUACACACACAUUAAUAACACAGGGACCCAAUGGUGUUCACAACCAGCACAAUCAGAAUCGCAGCCACAAUCAUAGCCACAAUCACAGCCAAGAGCAUGCCCACAAUCCCAGUCUACACAAUGGACACAGCUCAGUCCAUGACCAGAACACAGCCCACCAUCAGAACCACAAUCAGGGUCACAAACACCAAGCCAGCCUCGACUACAGCCACAAGCCGCACGCUGCCCACGACUACGGUCCGAGUCACGAGCACGGUCACAGGAACAAAGUAAACCCCAGCCAUGAUCACACUACGCGCUCCAGCCAGAGUCACAUGCACGGCCACAGCCAACAUAAUGCUGUGCCCAGUGGGCCGCCACCACAGGCCAUCUCGCCACGCGUUAGCACCGACAUCCUGCAGCCCUACAGUCUAAAAACCUCCAACCACUAUGGGCCGCGACCACACCUCCCAACAUCGCCGUCCCUGCCGCCUAACCCUGCCGGGGUUAUGGAUGUUCCCCAGGAUCCCUGUCGCCUGGCAUCUGCGCCUCACCCUCGUCACCAGCCGUACCCAGGAGCUCACCAUCAAGGUAUGACCAACUCCUGGCAUGGCUAUUACCACAACAACCACCAGCAUGGAAACGCUGGUUACCAGGGGCAGCAGCACUCCUCCCACAGUCGAAUGGCUGCCAACCUGGAGAUGGAGAACAUACCUAAUAGCCUGGACUGUGACGUAGACUCUAUCCUGCUCAAUGACUUUAUGGACACUGAGAGCAUGGACUUUAACUUUGAUGGCUCUCUUUCCCAUGGCGUGGGCAUGGGGAUGGGCAUGAGCUUAGGGGCAUUUGCUUGCCCUCCAUCAGCUCACAGUAACCAGAGCUGGGUUCCAGGCUGAAUCCUAGUCCCUGGGCUUGGAUAGGCACAACAACUGGAACACUCAGCCUCUGGGCCAGGCUGCCGGUGGACUGUGAUUCUCCGAGACUGUAGAGCAAAAUAACUUGUCAUUUUUUUUCCUGGGGACUCCCUACACCAUUACACUC
Messenger RNA from Solea senegalensis (Senegalese sole), 3211 nucleotides. It is a transcript of the gene foxo6b, whose product is annotated as forkhead box O6 b. Bases 862 to 3066 code for a protein of 734 amino acids. Gene Ontology annotation, biological process: regulation of transcription by RNA polymerase II. The transcript has 2 exons. Gene Ontology annotation, cellular component: nucleus. Gene Ontology annotation, molecular function: RNA polymerase II cis-regulatory region sequence-specific DNA binding; DNA-binding transcription factor activity, RNA polymerase II-specific. The record is from RefSeq and is a predicted model, not a curated record. Lineage: Eukaryota; Metazoa; Chordata; Actinopteri; Pleuronectiformes; Soleidae.